GCAAACCCAACACCCAUUCACACUUGAAAAAAGUUCAUCCUCUUCCUGGGCAGAAUGGCUUUGGCUUACAGUGUUUCUCAACCUUCUCUCUCCAAUCCAUUUGAUGUUCAGAAGAUUAAGUUGACCUCAAAAUUCGAUCAGAGAGAACCACAAAGAUUGCAAAUCAUCAACGCUGAGAAGAGGUGCUUGAGAUGCAACAAUCUAUACCAAGACAAAGACAACUCCCCAACUGCCUGUGCUUUCCAUGGCCACACCACUGGUAUGGAUUUUCCCUUCUCUCUCAUCCACUUAUUUGCUAGAUUACCUAUCUAUACCCAUUCAAGUUCACAACGAAGAGGACCCAACACUCAGUAG
This is a messenger RNA of Ilex paraguariensis (yerba mate), 354 nucleotides long. The record is from the annotation of a GenBank genome assembly. Lineage: Eukaryota; Viridiplantae; Streptophyta; Magnoliopsida; Aquifoliales; Aquifoliaceae.